Messenger RNA from Xylaria bambusicola, 1249 nucleotides. RefSeq names its product NAD(P)-binding protein. Bases 545 to 1249 code for a protein of 234 amino acids. The record is from RefSeq and is a predicted model, not a curated record. The transcript is spliced from 4 exons. Lineage: Eukaryota; Fungi; Ascomycota; Sordariomycetes; Xylariales; Xylariaceae.
GGUGCAUGAUUCCCGGUGUUUAUAUCUCCUAUCUCCAUGCAACUCUAAUACGCGUAUCCCCAGAGUCUUGGCGGACAUUCGGCCGGCCAAUCUUCGACCUCUUUACAACCCAAAAUAGCGAAACGUGGGGCAGGAUCCCUGUAAUAUGCAGUGACAUGGCGAUUAAUUGAAUUGCAGUCUGUAGCGUCCUAACCUGGUGACACCGAGUUAACGCUUCGGUGGACUGAUCUAGCCCAGGUAUGGCAAGGUUGAGAACAUCGAUGACAUGGCUACAUAUCACCUAUGCAUACAUUCUUACCACGAUAAGAUCCUAAGGCUCUCUAUCGAAGUAGAGUAGAUGAUGUUCCAAAAUAACAUAAAUAGACGGUGUACCGGUCAGCUCUAAGUCCAAUCUACUUCAGAUUUCUUCUGCAGAACUAUCCUUGGACGUGAAUAGUUACUGCACAUCGAUCUUUUCGAAUUCGGCAUUUAAUCAGCAACUUCGACCUUUCUUGACUGAGUUGAACACAAGGCAAGUACCAAAGACUACUUCAAAACCCAUACAAUGGCUAGCCAAAAGUUGAUAGCCCUCGUCACCGGAGCCAACAGUGGGAUCGGCUUUGAAGUAGUAAACCAGCUCCUAGCCGACGGCUCUUUCCACGUUUUACUUGGUGCACGGUCAGCCGAGAAAGGCCAGGCAGCUGUUGCAGAGCUCAAGUCUCGUAACUUGCCAGGCACUGUAGAGUUGCUGAAGCUCGAUGUCGCAGAUGAGAACUCAGUCAUUGCGGCUGCAAAACUGGUCGAAGCAGAAUACGGAAGACUCGAUGCAUUGGUGAAUAACGCAGGUAUUGCUGGUUCCCAGGGGACCAUUGCCGAGCAAAUGGUCGAGUGCUUUCGCGUGGCCGCAGUAGGAACCCAGAUGAUGGGUGAUUACUUCGCCCCUCUGCUCAAGAAGUCAGUGGGGACUCCCCGGCUCGUCAAUGUUACAAGCGGUGCCGGGUCCAUAGUGAUCCCAUACCGAGUGAGCAAGUCUGCUAUGAACAUGGUCUUUGCUGGUCAGUACCGGGGUUUCGAGGGCGAUGGCUUCAAGGUUUUUCUGUACGGGCCCGGACCGACUGUCUCAAGUUUGUCGCCGAGCAAUGCUCCCGGUCCUGGAAUGAAGCCGACCAGUGAAGGGGCCAAGCCAAUUGUCGAGAUGGUACAAGGGAAGCGAGAUGUAGAUGCGGGCAGAUAUGUCGAAUAUGGGUAUGAAGGCUCAUUCCCUUGGUAA